AUUGCUACGACCCAACCUCAAGCUUGUGCUACACCCGCAGACAGUCCUUCGGUUUCAGUCACGUCCUCGCCUCCCAGUAAUUCCCUAUCACCAGGUGGUUCAGGGCAAGCAAAACGGCGCAGAAUUGCGCCAAUCAGUCUGACUCCUGUAAAGGAAUCACAGACAUGCAAACCAGGUAAACAGCUGACGACGACUUCUUCCAAUCACUCAUCCGCUUCUGGAAGUGGCGAUGAAGCUGACAAUGGACAAUUACGAACAACUCCAGGCAGCAACAAGCACGAACUCACAGGUACCUCUUCAGUCAGGCUGGAAGCGAGCUCUAAUGAAUCAGAUAAUACAUCUGUACGCUGCGAACCAUGUGGUACAUCCGAGCUACGGUGCAUAGCAUGCGGUUAUGUGGGUCAAACACCAAGAGGCAUGAAAAUGCACAGGAGGUUGCACGAGUGCAACGGUGGCAACCUGAAUGCCCAAAGAGACCAAAAGACUGUGAAAAAACGACCGCAACAGACAGAUAAGGAUGGUAGUGGGAUCGAAUUCGCAACACAUACUCAGCAGUCCAUAUUCGACCGCAAUCAAAGGACUGCACAAACACCGAAAGAGAACGUUAAUUCGGUCAAAUCAGAACCGACGUGAACUUAAAGCGAACAUAACAACUUGCCUGCUCAACUUUGUGAUACCCCUUCCAUAUGUCAUCCCCCCUGAGUCAAUUUUCUGCCUUGAGGGCCCCAGCUGAAAGAAAUAGCUUCUUGGACCGCUUAUGCCUCCUCCUCAUGCACGCAAACUGAUAAAGCG
Molecule: messenger RNA, 792 nt
Organism: Opisthorchis viverrini
Lineage: Eukaryota; Metazoa; Platyhelminthes; Trematoda; Opisthorchiida; Opisthorchiidae
Exons: 2
Source: RefSeq, a predicted model, not a curated record